Molecule: messenger RNA, 507 nt
Organism: Dromiciops gliroides (monito del monte)
Lineage: Eukaryota; Metazoa; Chordata; Mammalia; Microbiotheria; Microbiotheriidae
Product: spermidine synthase-like
Exons: 1
Coding region: 1-507 (168 amino acids)
Biological process (GO): spermidine biosynthetic process
Cellular component (GO): cytosol
Molecular function (GO): spermidine synthase activity
Source: RefSeq, a predicted model, not a curated record
AUGGAGCCCAGGCCCCGAGCCAUCCGCGAGGGCUGGUUCCGCGAGACGUGCAGCCUCUGGCCGGGUCAGGCCAUUUCCCUGCGGGUGGACGAGCUGCUCCACCACCAGCGCUCCCGCUACCAGGAGAUCCUGGUAUUCCGCAGUAAGACCUACGGCAACGUCCUGGUGCUGGAUGGAGUCAUCCAGUGCACAGAGAGGGAUGAAUUCUCAUACCAGGAGAUGAUUGCCAACCUACCCCUCUGCAGCCAUCCCAGCCCACGAAAGGUGCUCAUCAUUGCUGGUGGGGACGGGGGCGUCCUUCGGGAGGUAGUGAAGCAUCCAUCUGUGGAGUCUGUGGUCCAGUGUGCCUCUGCUGUCAGGGUGAGUGCCAAUGGUUGCAUCUGGACCUCAUCAAGGAGAUGGGCCACUUCAGCAAGUCCCUGUUGCCUGUGGUGGAAUAUGCCUAUUGCACCAUCCCCACCUACCCCAGCAGCCAAAUUGGCUUCAUGCUCUGCAGCAAGAACCUGA